AGAGAGGCAAAUUAGGGAUACUAGGUUUUUGCGCGCAUGGUGUAGUCUGGUAGGGCAUUUGGCAGGGCGCGGCGAUGGGGCUGUGGGACGCCUUCCUCAAUUGGCUUCGCAGUUUGUUCUUCACGCAAGAAAUGGAGCUCUCGCUGAUUGGACUCCAAAACGCUGGCAAGACGUCGCUGGUGAAUGUGAUUGCGACUGGUGGAUUCAACGAGGACAUGAUUCCAACGGUGGGAUUCAACAUGAGAAAAGUGACCAAAGGCAAUGUGACGAUCAAGCUGUGGGAUCUGGGCGGACAACCACGCUUCCGGAGUAUGUGGGAGCGCUAUUGCCGCGGAGUUUCAGCUAUCGUCUACGUUGUGGAUGCUUCUGAUAGAGAGAACGUCGCGAUUUCCAGGGACGAGCUCCAUGAUCUACUGGGAAAGCCAUCGCUAGCCGGAGUACCAGUGCUAGUUCUCGGUAACAAGAUUGAUAAGCCGGAUCAUCUCUCCAAGCAGGCUUUGAUCGAUCAAAUGAGCUUGCAAUCUCUGGCGGACAGGGAGGUUUCUUGCUACAUGAUCUCGUGCAAGAACUCCACCAACAUCGAAGUAGUCAUCGAGUGGCUCGUCAAGCACUCGAAAACGAAGAGCUGACGCGCGGAUCGAUCGAUUUCACUCCACUCCCUGGUAUGUAUUCUCCGCGAUUGAGGUGUGUCACAACGCAAUAAGGGGGGCCUGGGCUGGUCUGGGAAUUUUUGUAUAGCUUUGUAUCUAUCAUUCUUGCUAUGCUGCGCUCAGAAGUUCCUUC
Molecule: messenger RNA, 783 nt
Organism: Selaginella moellendorffii
Lineage: Eukaryota; Viridiplantae; Streptophyta; Lycopodiopsida; Selaginellales; Selaginellaceae
Product: ADP-ribosylation factor-like protein 8b
Exons: 6
Coding region: 75-629 (184 amino acids)
Biological process (GO): protein transport
Molecular function (GO): GTPase activity; GTP binding
Source: RefSeq, a predicted model, not a curated record